AUGUCUGGCCUCCCCGCCGUCUACAUCGCCUCUGUGGCUCGCACGCCCGUCGGCUCCUUCCUGGGAUCCCUCUCCAGCCUCAACGCCAUCCAGCUCGGAUCUCACGCAAUCAAGGCUGCCGUUGAGCGUGUUCCCCAGAUCAAGCCCGAAGAUGUCGAGGAAGUCUUCUAUGGAAACGUCCUUUCAGCCAACUUGGGACAAGCUCCCGCCCGCCAGUGCGCCAUUGGUGCCGGCCUCUCUGACGGUGUCGUCGCCACCACCGUGAACAAGGUCUGCGCCUCUGGUCUCAAGGCCACCAUUCUCGGUGCCCAGACCAUCAUGACUGGCAACGCCUCCAUCGUCGUCGUCGGCGGUACCGAGUCCAUGUCCAACACCCCCCACUACCUCCCCACCUCGCGCUCCGGCACCAAGUUUGGCGACCAGACCCUCGUCGACGGCAUGCUCAAGGACGGCCUGACCGACGCCUACGCCAAGGAGCACAUGGGUCUCGCUGCCGAGCUCUGCGCCACCGAGCACAACCUCUCGCGUGAGGCUCAGGACGAGUACGCCAUCGAGACGUACACUCGCGCCCAGAAGGCCACCAACGACGGCAUCUUCGCCAAGGAGAUUGCCCCCGUCGAGGUCAGCGGUGGCCGCGGCAAGCCCGCCAUCCAGGUCACCCAGGAUGAGGAGGCCAAGAACCUCAACGCCGAAAAGCUCAAGACCGUCCGUCCCGUCUUCAAGCCCAAGGACGGCUCCGUCACUGCUGCCAACGCUGCCCCUCUCAACGAUGGCGCGGCUGCUCUUGUACUCAUGUCCGAGGCCAAGGUCAAGGAGCUCGGUGUGACCCCCAUUGCCAAGAUCCUCGGCUGGGGUGACGCUGCGCGCGACCCAAGCCGCUUCACCAUUGCUCCUGCGCUCGCCAUUCCCAAGGCUAUCAAGCAUGCGGGCCUGACCGAGAAGGAUGUCGACUACUACGAGAUCAACGAGGCCUUCUCCGUCGUUGCCCUCGCCAACAUGCAGCUUCUUGGCCUCACCAGCGAGAACGUCAACGUCUUUGGCGGCUCCGUCGCCAUUGGCCACCCUCUCGGUGCCUCUGGCGCCCGCAUCCUUACCACUUUGACCACCGUCCUCCGGGAGAAAAAGGGCAAGAUCGGCGUUGCUGGCAUUUGCAACGGCGGUGGUGGUGCCAGUGCUCUCGUCAUCGAGAACCUGCAAUAG
Molecule: messenger RNA, 1200 nt
Organism: Microdochium trichocladiopsis
Lineage: Eukaryota; Fungi; Ascomycota; Sordariomycetes; Xylariales; Microdochiaceae
Product: acetyl-CoA C-acetyltransferase
Exons: 4
Coding region: 1-1200 (399 amino acids)
Biological process (GO): ergosterol biosynthetic process; fatty acid beta-oxidation
Molecular function (GO): acetyl-CoA C-acetyltransferase activity
Source: RefSeq, a predicted model, not a curated record